This is a messenger RNA of Hypomesus transpacificus, 2323 nucleotides long. Its product is annotated as spermatogenesis-associated protein 2. Gene Ontology annotation, cellular component: cytoplasm. The coding region runs from base 154 to 1857 and encodes 567 amino acids. The transcript has 2 exons. Lineage: Eukaryota; Metazoa; Chordata; Actinopteri; Osmeriformes; Osmeridae. The record is from RefSeq and is a predicted model, not a curated record.
AUCCUGACUAGUGUUUACGACAAUGUGUCAUUUUGUUUCCGCCUCGUCUUUCUUCAUGACAAACCUACCUCGCUUAUCCCUUUGGCACUUACUAAAUGUACUUCCUCGUUUCAUUUCUAAAACCAAACACGGCUUGUAUUUCUUCAGAAAACCAUGACGAACAGUCCUGACCAAACGCCAGAUGACCGUCACAUUGUCUUUGAAGAAUAUCAAGAUUAUUACAUACAAACUGGUAGCCCGGAAGUGUGUAAAGAGACUCCGGUUACUGAGAAAGCUGUGCGCUUCUUGUCAGAUUCGGAUCCCGCGGGAAGGUUUCGUACAGUAGACUUCUAUCACAUCGUGUCAGAAUGUUCAAAAAUAGGCUCCAGAGAUUGUCGGAGUGUACUUGCUGCACUCAUCAAAGCUACUGAAAUGUUGGAGGUGCUUUGUGUCAAUCUGUUUCUCUACCCAUGGAAGAAAGAAAUAAAGAGCCUCAAGACUUACACAGGUGCGUUUGUCUACUGUCUCAAAGCUGUGUUGCCACUCAGCAUCACUCAAGCCAUCCUGGCUACAGUGGGUUACCAGCCCCAGUCUGACACACAGUACGUGCUGGCUGACUCUGUAGACCCUGAGAAGGUCAUCCAAGUCGGUUUUGACCUAUUCCUGGCCAGGAUGGAGUGUGAGCACCUGCUACAGGUCAUGAGUCAAAGUCCACAACCUGAGUGCCUUGAGAUCCUGUGCAGGAGAGGCACGUCUCCCAGCAUCACAGGUCCCGAGGAACCAGCAUCAGGGAGGGCUGAGAGGGAGAAACAAGAGAAGGAGGAGGACGUUGUGGAGGGAGAGCUCUGUACUGGGUGCCCUUUGGUGGCUCCUGGUCCACAGGAGAACGAAGAGAGCCAGGUGAGCUCACCAGGGCGGCCUGAGGUGGGCCUUCCCCUGGAGGCUGCCUCUAAGCCCCCCACACAAAGCCCCUCCCCAGGCCUCAGACCCUCCAGUACAGCCUUGAAUGAAGACCGGUUCCACCUGGAGAUGCAGUGCAACUACCCAGACCUGGCAAUUAGACAGAAGCGCAUCUUCAGUAAAAUCCCAAGGCCUCCAGCGGCGCAGAGCAUCCGGGAGAAGCAGCAGGCUGAUGAGCCUGGCAGAGCUACGUCUGGCUUAGCCAGUCAACUGGUUGGGCCCCAGUACACCUUACACACUGCAGCAGCCGAAAGCCCUCCUACGCAGCCCCUCAGUCAGAACCCCCUGCCCAGACCCACUCCUCAACAGGAUUUAAGGAGCAGAGUUGAACAGGAGGGCCCUGAGAAGCAGGGUGGGCUUGAGGCUGGGUCUGAGGCUAAGACUGAGGCCUGGACUGAGGCUGGUGAGGAGGAGGAAGAGGAGGAGGAAGUCAGACAGCUAGCGGAGCGGAUGGGCCAGAUGUAUGUGUGUAAGGAGAACCUGGGAUAUCCCAUAGAGGAGACCGGAACCCCUGAUCCUCACCCUGACCAAAGCUCCAACAGGAGCCCGGCCCCGCCCAUACUUUGCCAUCCCUCCCUGGUGCCUGUCUGUCAUAUCCCAGGGUGCAACAGCUGUGGAGUGGGCAUGGACAACCUCAGAGAGCCGCCUCACUCUGUGUACGUCCCAGCCUGUCACCUGGAGCUGUGUGACCCCAGCCAGAACCAGAGUCAGGCAACAAAGAGCCCCAGGGCGCAGAUGGAGUAUUCUGCAGUUGUAGGCCCCAGGGCGCAGCUGCAGCAUGCUAUGGAAGGGCCCAGCAUGGAGGUGCAGCACCAGGCAGUGGUGGGCCCCAGAGUGCAGCAGCACAGGAGCCCCAUACAGCAGCCUGAAGAUGACUUGCUGCAAACUUAUGUUAUGGUGGAACAUGACAAAAAGUGAUAUUAUCAAAAAUCCUAUUUUCAAGAACUCUCUUAUGCGUUUCAGUGUUUAAAAGUGAUACAAUGUUCAUUUACUUGACAUUGUGUCCAAGAAAAUGUGCUCAGUAUCUCAGGUUGCAAAUAUAUUUUCUUUCAGAUUAUUCUCAGGUAACAAUAUUUACUUGAAUCCCCUUUAAAUAAUAUAUAAUUAGGAUGUUUUAGUCCAUUGCUUUGUUUGUUCUUUGAGGAAAUGAGAUCAUUGGUGCCAAAGGGGAUUUCCUAUUAAGGUGCGACUCAGAGGGAGCCUUUCAGAAGGGAAUGCUAUGACAAUACAGCACUAACAGCACUUACUCAGACCAUGAAACGUAUUGACAAGUUAUACAAUUGUGUACAGAUUAUAACCAUGAAUGUCAGACAUCAACUGUUGCUAGAUCGUUCAUUAUGACUGAUGCACAGAUCAUUGAAUAAAACCAAAAUGCUUGCUUGUC